Coffea eugenioides is the source of this 841-nucleotide messenger RNA. RefSeq lists its product as uncharacterized. The record is from RefSeq and is a predicted model, not a curated record. The transcript has 2 exons. The annotation marks the transcript as partial. Lineage: Eukaryota; Viridiplantae; Streptophyta; Magnoliopsida; Gentianales; Rubiaceae.
AUGAAAAGGGUCCAUGUCCCUACCUCUGAUAAAAGUCCUGACCCGGAUUUGGCAGAAAAGUGGUUAGAUGAAAUAGAAAAUAAUUUUGCACUUUUGCAAGUGGCGGAGGAGAUGAAACACCUAAUCAUCAAAUCCUUUUUGGUAGGAGAAGCCAAUAAGCGGUGGGCAACUCUGGAACCUAUCGCCGCCCCACUAGUAAGUUGGACAAAAUUUAGAGAAGAGUUCCUGAAAUACUUUUUUCCACUGGCUGUGAGGAUGCAGAAGGUAGAUCAGUUUGAAAAUUUGAAACAAACUCCAGGAAUGUUUGUGGUACAGUAUUCGAAUAAAUUCACAGCGUUAGGAAGGUUUGUUUUGUCAAUAAUGGCAGAUGGAGAGUUGAAAAAGUAUAAGUUUAUAAGUGAGUUGUCGAGUAGAAUUCAAACUAGGGUGAACACCUCUUACACCCCUAUGUUUAAUGAUAUGUUGGACACCAGCGUUAAAGCUGAGACUGACUGCAAAAGAUUAGAUGAAGAGGGUAGGAGUAAAAGGCCUAGACUAGGGAAUGAACUUGCAGUAGCGGGAGCACUGAAACCUGGAGAACGGUUCCGCUUAAUUAAGAAAAGUCGUGGACCACCAUCAAAGAUAACUGGAGGAAGCACCUUCCUUGUGUGCAAAACUUGUGGAAAGAUGCAUCGGGGAGAAUGCCGGCUUAAGGCGACUGGGCAUAGGCCUAUGAAUUGUCCAAAUAGAAAGGUCGAAGGAGAUAAGAGUGGCAAUCUCACUGAUAAGAAGCCAAAGGUUAACGCAAGGGUUCAUACCAUGACCGAUGUUGAGGCGGAGGUGUCAGGCGACAUGGUCACAG